AUCAUCUCAGAAUGUGACCUUCUGAAAUCGGCGAAUAUCACCGAACCAAUUCAUCCUUCAGGACUUGUUUCUCCUGCACACCGAACUCAUGAAGAAUCUAACAGUCUUAGGACUAGAGUCAACCAAUCCUUCGACGACGCCUCUAGUCGUAUCUUAGGGCCAACUUUUCCUGCUCUGAAUCUGCCGUCUAAUCCUGAUCCAAAAUUUACUGAACUCUGCCAUAUGGAAGGACUGUCACACACUCUUGGACAUCCUUGUCGGCCCUCAUUGGUCUCCGUUUCAAUGCCUCCACUUUCGAUCGGCUCGCAGACCCAUUCACCUGUUUAUUUGGCGAGCUCAAUUAUUCCUACCACAAACAGCGAUCCCCUCAGUAACUCGAAUGGUUACCAGCGCUUAGUUCUGCCGCCAGGCCAGUGUAUUGCCUCCACUCCUGCAACCGCUGAAAUCACUACUUGCAAUUCUGCGGUAACAUCCACCGAAAACAUCCACUCUAUCUCAGACUCAGUGCAGCUAUCAGACAUCCAUAGUCCUGGAUAUAUCCGUUGCCUAUCAAUGUCAUCGACAGCUUCUGGCGGUGAUGACAGCGCUGGUGAAUGCACUUAUGAUGAGGUUACAGUGGCUGCCUCUGACUUGGAUAUCGGUUCCCAGGGCAUAACCCAAAUGAGCAGCAAUCAAGACUAUAAGAGUGAAAAUGAGGGCGAAGAAAGGGAUAGUGAAACGGGCAUAAAAUUAAUUCUACCCGAAGAUGUUCUAUUUUUCCCAGCUAUUCUCAAGCAGACGCACCGAUGCCUGAGCGAUCCGUCUGACCAUUUUCUACCCAUGUCCGGCCAUGUAACUGAACUGAGUUUGGGAGAUAAAGUUGAACAGAACUCCUUGGACAAUCACGAUAGCCAUCCGGUAUUGACCGCAGAAAUGUCCCCAUUACCACCGAUUUGCUCUAUGGAAGAUGAGAAAAUCUACUCGAAUAGCUCUGUAGGGGAAACCAAUUCCUCAGUUUUGGCGGUUGAUGAGAACUGCGAGUAUCCGGCGCAGGAGACGAUGAGGUGUUUAGAUGAUAAACGAACUGCUGACGAUUAUCGCGAUGUCAUACAGGUGGAAAAAGAGAGUAAGUGUCCUCCAUCACAAGUAUUGUAUAAGUUUAUUAUGAGCAUGCGCGCCACAAUUAAUACUUGUGAAGCAGAAGCGAAUAAAAUCAGUCUUUGUCUCAUGGCAUAA
Molecule: messenger RNA, 1215 nt
Organism: Protopolystoma xenopodis
Lineage: Eukaryota; Metazoa; Platyhelminthes; Monogenea; Polystomatidea; Polystomatidae
Source: the annotation of a GenBank genome assembly